GGAGGGCCGGAAGCGCUCAUUAGGUCCGGAAGUGGUGCGGACUUGGUGCACGUGGGCCGGCAUGGCAGCGCACCGCUCUGGCCCCCUGAAGCAGCAGAAUAAAGCGCAUAAAGGCGGGCGACAUCACGGGCGAGGGUCCGCGCAGCGGGAGAGCAGAGGCAGGGUGGAAGUGAAAGUCCUGUGCAAGAAGGUGAAAAAACAGCUUAGCCGAUUAGACCAGAGGCAUCGCGCCAGCCAGCUCCGAAAGCAGAAAAAGGAGGCGGUUCUGGCAGAGAAGAGACAGCUGGGCAGCAAGGAUGGGCCACCUCAUCAGGUGCUUGUGGUGCCUCUGCACAGCAGGAUUUCCCUGCCAGAGGCCCUUCGGCUGCUUCAGGAUGAAGACUUGGGAACAGUGUACUUGAACGAAUGGGGAAGCUUUAUGCUACUAAGCCCCCGUUUAAAACAUCGGUGGUUUUUCACAUAUGCAAAACCAGGUGAUCUGCAUACUGUGUUAGAUUUGGCCAAAGUUGCUGAUACCAUCCUGUUUCUCCUCGAUCCACUAGAAGGCUGGGACAGCACUGGGGAUUAUUGCCUAUCUUGCCUCUUUGCUCAGGGACUUCCCACCUAUACACUAGCUGUCCAGGGGUUUUCUGACCUCCCACCAAAGAGACUAAUUGAUGCCAGAAAAAAGCUAAGUAAAGCAGUGGAGAAGCGCUUUCCUGAGGACAAACUCUUGUUACUAGACAACCAACAGGAGGCAGGAAUGCUGCUUAGGCAGUUGGCUAACCAAAAGCAACGGCAUCUUGCUUUUCGGGAUCGGCGAACUUACCUCUUUGCCCAUGUUGCUGAUUUUGUGCCUAGUGAAGAGAGUAACUUGGUGGGGACCUUGAAAAUCUCAGGCUACAUUCGUGGGCGAACUCUGAAUGUAAAUAGCUUACUGCAUGUUGUUGGACAUGGUGAUUUCCAAAUGAAACAGAUAGAUGGACCUGUGGACCCUUUCCCUUUAAAUCCUAGAGUGGUUAAACCCCAACAGGAACAAAGCUCAGCAAUGGAGAUUUGUGCUACAGAUGCUAUAACUGAUAUGAAUGAAGACCUUAAGGUUCUAAUGAAGGCAGACCCUGAUAGACAGGAGUCUUUACAAGCAGAGGCUAUUCCAGAUCCAAUGGAAGGGGAGCAAACCUGGCCCACAGAGGAGGAGCUGAAUGAGGCAAAUGACUUAUUAAAGCAAAGUUCCAGGGUAGUAAAGAAGGUCCCUAAAGGAACAUCCAGUUACCAAGCUGAGUGGAUUUUGGAGGAAGGUGAUGAAAGUGGCAGGGAAGGAGAUGAAUAUAAUGAUAUACAGCAUGAAGGUUUUAUGGAAGAAGAAUUUCAGAGUGAGAGUGGUGAAGAGGAGGAGGAGGAGUGUGAAACUAUGACCUUAGGCGAGUCUCUACAUGAUGAUCUAUAUGAUGAGAAAGUAGAUGAAGAGGCUGAGGAGAAAAUGUUGGAGAAAUAUAAACAAGAAAGACUGGAAGAGAUGUUUCCAGAUGAAAUGGACACCCCCCGUGAUGUGGCUGCUAGAAUUCGAUUUCAAAAAUACCGAGGCCUCAAGAGCUUCCGGACAUCUCCUUGGGACCCUAAGGAAAACCUUCCUCGAGAUUAUGCUCGCAUCUUUCAGUUUCAAAAUUUCAUUAAUACUAGAAAACGGAUCUUUAAAGAAAUUGAAGAAACAGAAGCUGAGGGAGUUGAGGUUGGCUGGUAUGUCACACUUCAUAUCUCUGAUGUCCCUGUCUCAGUGGUUGAAUAUUUCAGGCAAGGAGCACCCUUGAUUGCCUUUUCUUUGCUACCUUAUGAACAGAAGAUGUCAGUAUUGAACAUGGUCGUGAGCCGGAACCCUGGCAACACUGAGCCUGUGAAAGCCAAAGAAGAACUGAUCUUCCACUGUGGAUUCAGGCGCUUCCGAGCCUCACCUUUAUUCUCUCAGCACACUGUAGCUGAUAAACAUAAAUUUCAGAGAUUCCUGACUCCUGAUGCAGCCUUAGUGGUGACAGUGUUUGCACCAAUCACUUUUCCUCCUGCAUCUGUGCUGCUUUUUCAGCAGAAAAGCAAUGGAAUGCACAGCCUCAUUGCUACAGGCCAUCUGUUAUCGGUAGAUCCAGACAGAAUGGUCAUUAAGAGAGUUGUUCUGAGUGGUCAUCCUUUCAAAAUUUUUACUAAGAUGGCAGUAGUUCGUUACAUGUUCUUCAACAGAGAGGAUGUGAUGUGGUUUAAACCUGUGGAACUGAGAACCAAGUGGGGCCGCCGGGGACAUAUUAAGGAGCCUUUGGGUACCCAUGGCCACAUGAAGUGCAGUUUUGAUGGGAAGCUGAAAUCUCAGGAUACAGUACUAAUGAACCUCUAUAAACGAGUUUUCCCCAAAUGGACUUAUGAUCCAUAUGUACCAGAACCAGUAACUUGGGUGAAGAGUGAGAUUUCCUCAACAGUGUCUGAAGUGGACAUGGAAUAAUGGUUUCUAUGGGAUUCUGUCUUACUGCUACAUCAGCACUCCAGUUGUGGGAGUCUGCAGACUGUGGUCAGAUAAUUUGUGGUUUCUGUUUCAGUUGCCCAUUUACAAAAGUCUUUAUCUGGGAAUUAAUACAUGUCUCAGCUAAGUAUGGAGGUUUUUAUACAAUUAUGUGAUCCCCAACCAUAAAUCUUACUGAAGUGCUUGUUCUCCAUUAAGAUUUUGAAAACCCUAAUGUUUAAGGAGAGAUUGAAAAUAAAAUUUUCAUCUAGAGACA
Nannospalax galili (Upper Galilee mountains blind mole rat) is the source of this 2738-nucleotide messenger RNA. RefSeq names its product TSR1 ribosome maturation factor (gene Tsr1). The transcript is spliced from 15 exons. The record is from RefSeq and is a predicted model, not a curated record. Gene Ontology annotation, biological process: maturation of SSU-rRNA from tricistronic rRNA transcript (SSU-rRNA, 5.8S rRNA, LSU-rRNA); endonucleolytic cleavage of tricistronic rRNA transcript (SSU-rRNA, 5.8S rRNA, LSU-rRNA); ribosome biogenesis. Gene Ontology annotation, molecular function: U3 snoRNA binding; GTP binding; GTPase activity. Gene Ontology annotation, cellular component: nucleus; preribosome, small subunit precursor. NCBI's taxonomy places the organism in Eukaryota, Metazoa, Chordata, Mammalia, Rodentia, Spalacidae. The coding region runs from base 62 to 2464 and encodes 800 amino acids.